GUCAACGCUAUAUAUAAGUAUAGCAGCAUACAGUAGCUGCGUACUUAUAUGUAUUCCGUGUGUAUUGGUAACUGCAGUAAGUAUAAAAACGAUAACAAAUCAAGCUUAAGAAGUGAAAGUGUGGCAGUAGUGGUAUUAUACAGCGGAUGAUCCACGGUUUGUCCUAGAACAUUACACUUGUAGUAGGUACCUAUGCAGUACAGAAACACGGAAGUGAGCUUGAAUGUGUCGUUGUCGUCGUCGAAGCUGUCACGGGACUACUGUUAAAAACAAAAACGUGAAAUCUUCCCUUAUUUCCUUGGCUCUUUAAAAUUUGUGCAAAAUGGCUCAUUGGUUUCACCGAAACGUCCUCAAAGCGACGACGAACCACAAGUUCGAGCUGAAACACAGCGAUCCCACGGAUGCGACGAAAAAGCUUUGCAGUGAUUUGAAAACCUGCCGGAAUCGACUUCUGGAGCUGAUCAAGAAUCCGAACAAUACAAGCACUUCGGUUGAGCCUGCUUUUGUUGCUUAUCUAUCCCUGCUCUACGGAUUCAUGUGGGAAGUGGAUGCUGAACAGGUUGGCAGACCGAAUCCCAGCAAACUCAGUAAUGCAUUUGUUUUCAAGUGGACUCAUACUCUUCUUGGGCCGGGAACUAUAUCUUUUGCUGACUCUAUUUAUGAAGCAGCAAACAUGAGCAUGAAUCUUGGACUAUGGUUUAUGAAGCAUGCUGCAAUGAUAGCUGCUAAAGAAGAUAUUACAAUGAAUGAAGCUAAAGAAGUACACAGCAUGUUACGAAGAGCAGCUGGGGUAUUCACUUUUGUACAAACAGAAUUUUUACCCCAAUUGUCUAAUCCGCCUCCACUUGGUAGUGACUUAGAUCCUAGAGUAAUUAAUGCAUAUGUCAAUCAAUGUACUGCUGAAGCUCAAGAAGUGACUGUUGCCCGAGCUGUAGAACUGAAGCACAAUGCCAGUUUAAUCUCAGCUUUAGCUAAUGAGACAAGCAAAUUGUUUCUGGAUGCAGCCAAUACUCUGAGAUCCUUCAAACCUGAAAUUUCAGGACAGUGGAUCAAGUAUUUAGAGCUUAAAUCAAUGUUUUAUCAAUCUUAUGCUUACAACUAUUGUGGCGAAAAUUUGCUAGCUAUGGACAAAUGUGGAGAAGCAAUAAGAGCAUUGAAAGAAAGUGAAGCAUGCUUGGUUAAAGCAAAAAAUUUUUGUCAAGAAUAUGGCAAAACACAUGGACCAGCUCCACGCGUAAAACCAGAUCAACAUACUGUAUUUAAACGUUUAGCUCCUCUUGUCAAACGAACACUAGACAAAUGUGAACGUGAGAAUGGAUUGAUAUAUCAUGACUCUGUUCCUGACGAAGUACCUGCUCUAGAUACUAAGGCUACAUAUGGUUUAGUAAGUCCCAUUGACUUUCAGAUGCCAGCCCAUCAUUCCUUAUGGAAUCUAGGCAUCUAUAAAGCAUUGACUGGUGUUGUAGCACCACAAGUCAGCAAAGAGCAAGAUUUGCCCCCAGUAAAAGAAGAGGCAAUACCACAAAGCAAUAAGGAACCUAAAAAUGAAAGUGGCUGUAUUUUGCAGUAAAAAAGUACUACAUGCUAUAAAUAAGAAAGAGAAAAUGGUUCUAAACCAUGCUAAAUGCGCAAAGCUUUUACAAAUCAUUGUUUUAAUACUAAUUAUGCAAAUAUGGUUUGCAAAGCUGAGAUUCUGAUAUUAGUAUUAUUGGACCUAGUCAGUAUAUAUUAUUUUUAUUGUAUCUACUUCUAUUUUAACAGAAUAAAAUUCGAAAAUUGUUAAAAUAACUAGAUAAAAGUAUAAAUAAUUGAAAAAUGUUGAGAUCGUUUUAAACGUAUAUUCUUUUACUUGUAUCUUGUAUUUUAAUUGCCUGUUGACUUUUGUAAAGGAUUUUUCUUUCCUCUUGAUUUUGAUUGUAAAACACUCAAAAUGAUAUUUAUUUAAUAUUACAAAAUAAAAUAGAGAAUAUUUUACUGUACGACAAUUAUGUUAGUGAUCAUUUAUACAAAUACUUAUAAAUAGUAAGUAUAUUUGUAAUAAUUACUGUCAUUUAAAUAAACAUGCUAUAAUUUUUAUUCCACAAA
This is a messenger RNA of Nasonia vitripennis (jewel wasp), 2085 nucleotides long. RefSeq names its product BRO1 domain-containing protein BROX. The coding region runs from base 323 to 1570 and encodes 415 amino acids. NCBI's taxonomy places the organism in Eukaryota, Metazoa, Arthropoda, Insecta, Hymenoptera, Pteromalidae. The transcript is spliced from 7 exons. The record is from RefSeq and is a predicted model, not a curated record.